AGCUCAUUAUAAAAUAUAAAAGUUAAUCGAUGUUUAUAAAUUAUUAUAGAAUAUUUUAAUUUUCUGCUCUCCAGCCCGGAUGAUGGCGAUAACGAGCUGUUCACCGCACGUAAGCAACAGUACAGCACAGCUUUUAUUUUGUUUGUGUGCAACGAAUGAGUCUCAACAACACCACUGAAAACAGGUGCUGGAUAACAUUCGGUCGAGCAGCUGAAAACGCAAUUUUUCAAAUACGAGGGACUGGUCAAAGUUUUAAUUAACCAAACCAUUCAUUGAAGUGGAGUACAAAUGCCAAGCCGAUGCGUUGCUUACGGUUGUGGAAAAUCCAGAGACCAAAAUGUCUCAAUGUUCAGAUUUCCCCAGGAUCCAGAAGAGUUUCGCAAAUGGGAGAAGCAGGUCCAAAAAACACGUCAGAACUGGGUGGCCAAGUCUUUUUCCUAUUUGUGCUCAGAGCAUUUUAGCAAGGACUGCUUUGAGCCUCGAUCUAAUGCCUCCGUUAAGGCAAUGGGAUUUAAAGGGCUGAAGCUAAAGGAGGGAGUUGUACCGACUGUUUUUAUCCGACCAUCCUGUAACUGUGGAGUUAGCGGCGAGUCCUCCUGUCCCAUAUGUACUUCACAGAAUGAACAGAAUCUGGCCUCCUUGAAUAUCAACACGGACACAUUGAAGCAGAAGGAUGGAGAAGAGAGAAUAUUGGAUGAAGCUGACCAUAAUAAACAAUUUAACUCUGGCAAUGAAAGUCUUAAAAGUCAUGAGGAGGACACUGGUGAAACAUUAUUGUGUGAAAUGUGUGGGGCAGUUGGCACCAGGAGCACCUUUUUCUCCAGGUCCAAGCGCUUUUGCAGUAGAUCCUGCUCUCGUUCAUAUUCAUCCAACUCAAAGAAAUCCUCCGUUCUCGCACGACUCCAGGGAAGACCACCCAUGAAAAAGAAAUCCCAAAAACUGACUCCGAAAUCACCAACUGAGGCGUCCCAUUUAAAGGUGAAUGAGCAGCAGCAGGAGAGCAGACCCUUGGGACAAGAUGCUACUUUAGCUGGAUUUGACUGGGGUAAAUACCUUGAGAAAAAUGGCUACCUCGCUGCCCCUGUAUCCUGCUUCAGCCAUGCACCACUCUGUGAACAUUGGGAUGAUAUCUGUGUGGGAUUAAAAGUGGAGGUUUUGAACUCUUACACAGCCUUGUCUACUAAAGUGUACUGGAUUGCAACUAUAAUACUGCUGGCAGGUUAUAAAGCUCUUUUACGCUAUGAGGGUUUUGAGGAUGAUGAUAGCCGUGACCUUUGGUGUAACUUGGGGACAGCUGAUGUUCAUCCUAUUGGCUGGUGUGCAGUGAACAGCAAACUUCUUGUCCCGCCACAAGAGAUCCACCAGAAGAUCAAAGACUGGAAAACUUACCUGAUGGAGAGAUUGGUUGGAGCGCACACACUUCCUGUCGACUUUCACGUCAAGAUGGCAGACAGUAUGAGGUGUCCGUUCAGACAGGGUGUUAGGGUGGAGGUGGUUGAUCGCUCGCAGGUGAGCCGUACGCGGUUGGCAGUGGUGGAUACAGUGAUAGGAGGCCGACUCAGGCUGCUGUACGAGGAUGAGGCGCUGAGACCUUCAGGGGAGGUGCUCUCAGAUUUCUGGUGCCACAUGCAAAGUCCUCUAGUGCAUCCUGUGGGCUGGUCUGCAAAAGUGGGCCACACAAUUAAACAGACAGAUGUGAACGUCAACAUGAGCACCCAUCCUACAUUUCGCAAAGCCCUUCAAGACAGUCUGCCACAUCAGUUCAAGAAGUUAAGGAUCGUUUACAUGGGAGAAACAUAUUUUGAGGAAGGCAUGAAACUUGAAGCAAUUGAUCCUCUGAAUCUCGGGAAUAUUUGUGUCGCUACAGUUCGUAAGGUGCUGUUAGAUGGAUACAUCAUGGUUAGCAUUGACGGUGUCGAGAUUGGUGAUGGUUCUGACUGGUUUUGCUACCAUGCUAGUUCACAUGCCAUCUUACCUGUAGGAUAUUGCCAGGACAACAACAUACCUCUUACUGUACCCUCUGGUUAUCAUCAAGCAACUUUCAAGUGGCCAAAAUAUUUAGAGGAAACAGAGUCUGUUGGCGCUCCAGGAAGACUUUUCAACACGGAUGCUGUAGGUCACGGCUUUAUCCCAGGUAUGAAGCUGGAGGCAGUAGACCUUAUGGAGCCACGGCUGGUGUGCGUGGCCACUGUUAGGCGUUGCGUAGACCGGCUUCUCCUCCUACACUUUGAUGGCUGGGAGUCAGAGUUUGACCAGUGGGUGGAUUGUCACUCACCUGAAAUUUAUCCUGUAGGCUGGUGUGAAAUCACUGGCUACCAACUGCAGCCACCCAUUGGGCCAGAACCCCCCCAGGGUCAGGAACGACCCAACCCAAGCAAAAAGCCAAAACCUUACAUGGGAAAAAGGAGACGAAGAUUUGCAAAGAAAAAUGUAAGCAUUAAAAACCCAUCUAAAACCCAGCUUCCUCAACCUAAUGAGAAUCCAGAGACUAAGCUCUCAAAAGAGGAACCAGACCCCUCCGUCAUACCCACUACUUUACGAAUAAAGACAGAACCACAGGAAGACGUUAUUGCAGUAAAAGUGAAAGUGGAGGACAUGGAAACCCCAAUAUUACCCAGCACAGACGGCAAAGUAAACAAUGACCUGGUGGCCUUCAAAACUGUCAAACAAGAAGACCUCUCAGUUUAAAACACAGCCUGUACAGCUAUAUGUUCUUUAUGGAUCACUACACUUUUUU
Molecule: messenger RNA, 2737 nt
Organism: Misgurnus anguillicaudatus (oriental weatherfish)
Lineage: Eukaryota; Metazoa; Chordata; Actinopteri; Cypriniformes; Cobitidae
Source: RefSeq, a predicted model, not a curated record